AGAAUUGUCUCCCUUUACUGGAAAUGAGCAGGUUGUGUUGUUGGGACUGAAGAGAUGUUGGGUCCCUGUGCUUGACUCAGUGUGUGAACAGACACAGUAGAAAUCUGGUUUCUUCAUCGUAGGGGGGCGGGGGGGAAAUUCCUGAACUUCUCUUGUUGAGAAAUCUCAGCCCCGCUGCUGAUGUUAUGACCCUGGAUGUUCUGGUUCAGGAGCAGAAGAGAAGCCUGAACCCGGAGCGACACAUCAUGAAGUUUGAUUUGGCUGCAGCUUCUUUGGCUUCGUUCCUCAUCUUUCUGUCUCCAGUUUGCUGCCAGCAGUCUGUGAACUGCAGAUGGGGGUCUUACGGAGAGUGGUCCGAGUGUGACGGCUGCAGCAGCACUAAGGUGCGCACUCGCCACGUGGAGGUGUACGCCCAGUUUGGGGGCGGGGCAUGUUCAGGAGAAGCCGCUCAAACACAACCGUGUGUUCCGCAGAAAGGUUGUCCCCUGGAAACGGGCUGUGGAGAAAGGUUCCGCUGCACCUCUGGUCAGUGUAUCAGUCGCACUCUGGUGUGUAACGGAGACUACGACUGUGACGACAGCCUGGAUGAGAGAAGCUGUAACCAAGACGACCAACAGUUCUCAUGUGACCUCGACAAAACGCCUCCGAACUCUGACUUCACAGGCAGAGGGUACGACGUGUUGACGGGGAAACUGAGAGCAGGCGUGAUCAACACUCGGAGCUUCGGAGGUCAGUGCAGGAAGGUGUUCAGUGGCGACCACAAAGUCUAUUACCGACUUCCGCAGAGCGUCCUCAGGUACAACUUUGAGGUGAUAGUGGACAACGAAGAUAGCGACGAAUCCUACAACAGCUUCUGGUCGUACACUCAGCACAUCCAGGCCAACGCCUUGUCGGCACACGACCGCCGCACCUUCCACAAAGAGCAAACUGAGAAUAAGGCGUACAAAUUAAUAAUCCUGAAGAAUAAAGUGGAACUGGCCCAGUUUCAGAACUCCGCCCCUCAGUACCUCACUCUGUCCGAAGGCUUCUGGAAGGCCUUGUCCUCGCUGCCGUUCACGUACGACUACUCUGCCUACCGCCAGCUGCUCCGGAAGUACGGCACGCACUACCUCUCCGAGGGCUCGCUCGGCGGCGAAUACCAAGCCUUGUUGGAGUUAGACCGCCAGGCGUUCACCUCAUCCAGUACGACAGAUAUCGAGUACCAGAGGUGUUGGAAGAAGGUGAAACGUCGUUGGUUCCGGAAGAAAGUGACAAUCAAGUGUGAAAAAGUCAUGAAUUCUAUCUCAUCCAAAGACGGACACAAAGUGAAUAAAAUGCCCAUUAAAGUCAACAUAUUUGGAGGAGAUCCAUCCUUCAUCGGCGCUCUGAGUAUUCUGGAUCUGGAAAAGCCAGAAGCUAACGGAGAGAUCUAUGAUAACUGGGCCUCGUCUGUCAAAGACUUCCCUGACGUCAUAAACCAGAAGCUGCGUCCUCUGCACGAGCUGGUGAAGGAGGUGCAGUGUGCCGGUUUGAAGAAGCUGCACCUGAAGCGAGCCACGGAGGAGUACCUGGCCGAGGAGCAUCCCUGCCACUGCCGUCCCUGCCACAACAACGGCCAGCCGCUGCUGAGCGGCUCCGUGUGUCUCUGCGUCUGCCGGCCGGGAACCUCGGGACCAGCCUGUCAGACUGGAGCUGUGACCGGAGAGCAACCGGGGGUGACCCACGGCGGCUGGAGCUGCUGGUCCUCCUGGGCGACUUGUUCUCGAGGUCAAAGGUCAAGAACUCGCAGCUGCAACAAUCCUGCUCCCAGCGGAGGUGGACACCACUGCACCGGACUGACAGCGGAGCAGAAGCCUUGUGAGGACCCCGACAUCCAGUAUUUACAGACGAUGGAGCCUCAGUGCUUCAGUCUCUCUGUGACGCCACCAAAGACCUGUGGUCCGCCUCCGAACCUGAGGAACGGAUUCAUCCAGAAUCCCAAAGAUUUGUACAUGGUAGGAAACACGGUGGAUUUCUCCUGCAUCGAGGGACAUUACCUCAGUGGAGACGCUGCCGCUCGGUGCACUGAAAGCCAGACGUGGACGCCGGGGACGAGGGUUUGUAAAAGUUCCAUGUGUGGGAUUCCACAACUCAGCAGGGACGUUGUGGCCGCGCCCACCAAAGAGGCCUAUCCGAUUGGAGACACGCUGUCCCUCUCCUGUCCUGAGGGCUCGCUGCUGGACGGUGAGGUGUCAGAGGUCAUGUGUAGUCCCAGUCUGCAGUGGUCUCCGUCUCCUGAAGGCAUUCGUUGUAAAGCAGCGCCCACAGCUCCCACUCCUCCAUCCGGCCUGAGGUGUAAACCCUGGGAGAACGUAGGAACAACCGAGUGUGUGUGCAAAAUGCCAUUUCAGUGCUCGCCUUCACUGCAGCUGUGUGCCAGACUUGGCUCCACUCAAACCCCGCGGUUGCUCAGCGUGUGUCAGCUCGGCGCUCUGCGGUGUGCCGGUCGCAGCUUCACGCUGACCAGUGACGCCGACUGUAAAUGGCCAGAGGAGACGCUCACGUCACGCGUUUGCCAGAACGUGUCAGAAUGCCCACAAGACUCCGCCCCCCUGUGCGUUAGCUCUGACGUUGCCACGACGAUGACCGAAUGCGAGGUGGGAGCCAGGAAGUGUGGGGGGGAGCAGCUGAACGUGAUCGGCAUCGACGCUUGUCCAGAAUAAAUGAUUGUUGUUUUAUUCAAAUUGUAGAUUUAACAGGAAAUUCAAUGACUGAAUUGUAAAUAGAAGCUAAAACGAUUUAUUAAUGUAAAUAGAUUCCUCUGCGAUUCUGUGUUUGUUUUUGUAUUUGUCACAGAGGAUAGAUAAGGUUAACAAAAUAAAGGUUAAAUGACCAAUCUACUUUGUAUAAAGUUAAUAAAACACUUUUCAAAAUAAAA
Molecule: messenger RNA, 2896 nt
Organism: Hippoglossus stenolepis (Pacific halibut)
Lineage: Eukaryota; Metazoa; Chordata; Actinopteri; Pleuronectiformes; Pleuronectidae
Product: complement component C7
Exons: 17
Coding region: 186-2681 (831 amino acids)
Biological process (GO): immune response
Cellular component (GO): membrane attack complex
Molecular function (GO): protein binding
Source: RefSeq, a predicted model, not a curated record